This is a messenger RNA of Effrenium voratum, 2005 nucleotides long. NCBI's taxonomy places the organism in Eukaryota, Dinophyceae, Suessiales, Symbiodiniaceae. The record is from the annotation of a GenBank genome assembly.
AUGCCUGCAGUGUAUUUGCCUCGCGUCCAGCUGCCACCUCUGCGGAUGUCCUGCAACGGCCUGCGCGGUCUCGCCAGGUUUCCAAGCUUUACAAGCUUAUUGCCGAGUCUCACCCAGCAUCCAAAGACGAUGAUGAAGGCUGAGCUCAUUGGCUUUAUGGAAGAGGUGUACACCGCCCGCUACAACCAGGACCUCCUGCAAGUGCAGCAGCAAGCUGAGGCAGAGGCAAAUGGUGGGAAGAACAAGAAGAAGUUGCCCAGCGACCUUACGAGCUUCCCCCAGUCCGUGGUCACUUCCGCGGGCAAACGCUUCGGGUUGCGGCAGAUGGUGGGCCAAACUUGUUGGAGCUUGGCGAAGAGCGUGGAGCAGUACCGCUCAGAGCACCAGGGCAUCGAGAUGUUCGCUCGCUUCCUGGAGGAGUCCCACGAUGCAGUGGAUGUCCUUUUCUACUUGGAGAUGCGAUGGGCAGCGCGCCAGAUAAUGAUGCCGCGGGGCAACUGGUGCCGAGCAUGGGCAAAGACGCCGAAGGUUUUCAGCCCUCAGCCCAGACUCGCCCAGGUGGAGCCCCAGGGAGCCGUGUCCAAGACCUUCCCGCCCAGCACACGGCCGGAGCUGCCUUUAAAGAAGGCCAUGGCUGCUGUGCGUGAGGGCAUUGACCCUGAGGCACCAGAGGUGCUCAAGGCCAGCAUCAUCAGCAGGUUGAAGGAGGAUGCAGGCGAUGCUGCUGUGAUCACCUGGGACCGCUUCCUCUUUAUUUGCACGCAGGAAUAUCGCAAGGCUCGCUGCAUCAGCUCCCAGAAGAAGGUGCUGCGCAAGGACAGCGAGGCCGCAGAGUUUGCCCGACUCAUCCAAGAGACCUGGGAGAUGAGCGUGGAGGAGGCAUUCUCGAAGUUCGAUCAGGACAACAGUGGCAUCGUCACCUACGAGACCUUCACGCAGAUUGCCAAUGAUGAGUUGGGCUUCGAUGCGAGCGGCCUGUGGCAACAGCUGGACCCUGAGCAGAACGGGACCAUCGGCAUCGGGGAAUGGGAGCUGCUGAAUACCUUGCCAAGCGCCGAUCCUGCCCAGGAGGAGCUGUGGCCUCCGGGCUUCUCGGAGCUUUCGCUGGAGGACCGGGAGGCGCUGAUGCAGGAGGCCCAAGAGGUAGCUUCCCGCCUCGCUGUGUCUCUGUCGGAGCACGGGGAGAACCUGAGCAACCAGGAGGUGAUGGGCUGGGCCUUGCGCACCGUGCUGAAGCGGAGGGGCAAGCUGGGCCCGGAACGUUCUCCCAGCACCCCAGGCUUGGGACGGAAGAAGUUUGAGGCCUCGCACUCCUAUGCUUUGAGUCUGGACGAGAUGGGGCAAGCCUGGACAGAGCUCCGCCAAGCGCAGUCCGGGGAAGGAGCUGAGCAGAGUGAUUUGGAGGGCAUUGUGCGCGACAACCUGGCAGCAGCCACCGAUGCUUUGGUUGAUGAGGCCCUCCAAGAAGUGGGUGUGACUGAUGACGGCGUCAAGGAGGCGCUUUUGGAGGAGUUCAUGGUGGUCACGGAUGCGCUAAUGGAAGCCGUGGUCACUGGGGACAUGGCACGCUGGCUGCAGCAGCUGAACAUCGAGAGCCCAGGUUCCGAAGAUUUGCAGCAGCAGUUCCAGGAUUUGACCAUGUCGUUUGAGAACCUUCUGAGUGCGACGGACGAGGAGUCGGUGGCGAGCGUCUGCCGCUCCGUGGUGGCAGCCCACGAGCUGCGGGUGAUGUGCUGCCAACGCGCCCAGGACCUCCUGGAGGACACUGGCGUCAAUCCUGUGCCCGAUACUCCCGACUUCGCAGAGGCCGACGUGGCCGAGGCCGAAACGGCGCCAGAGCCGCUGGAGGCCGAGGAGUCCAUGGCUGAGGCGGAUGCCCUGGAGAUCGAGGACGCCUUCUGAGCACUAGUGACGGAGCUAGCGAGCAAAGGCAGAGACAUGGACUGGUGUUUCUAGGGGUAACUUCCAUUUCCAUUCUUUCCAGGGAUCCUUCUCUCAAUUUUGG